AUGCGCUUUCGAGACGGGCGCCAGGCUAUCCACUGCGACCUGCACAUCCCCUGUUCCAAGUCAGGACAGGGCUGCCGCCAGAUCGCCGCGGCACGCAGCGACUUCUGCUUCGCGCACAAGUGCAGCCUCGAGGGCUGUCUCGACGGCAAGGAGUCCGGCUCGCACUACUGCAAGCAGCACACCUGCCACAGCUCCGGCUGCCACCAGGCCAAGUUCGACAUCCACAGCCGCAGCGCCAAGUACUGCUCUGCGCACGAGUGCUCCGUCGACAAGUGUCUGCACGAGGCGAAGACGGCAGGUGGCUUCUGCCCCGCCCACGCCUGCGCCCACAGCUCGUGUAACGCCGGCCAGCUCUCCACGUCACUAUACUGUCGUGAACACUGCUGCCGCCAUGACAAGUGUUCUCACGAAGCUCUCCACCGCAAUGGCUUCUGCCGAUCCCACUCUUGCAUCGAGAAAGGCUGCAAAGAGCCCCGCCUAGGCGGCCGUGAUCACAUCCGCCAGUGCCUGGGUCAUUGGACAAGGGAUGUCCGCGACAACGUCGCCUCUGAGGUAGGCCACCGUGCUGAGCGGGAACGGAUGCGUUUGGAAGACGAGAUCCACGAUCUUGAAUCCCGCGAGCGUAGGCGCCUUCUCGCCGACAUGGAAGAGAGAAGACUGGCCGAGGAGGAAGCCCGCUACGCCGAACAGGUUAAGCAGGCCAAGGCCGAGAUCGAGAGGAAGAGACUAGCCGAGCACCUCGCCAGGGUGGAAGAAGAGCGGAGGCAACACGAGGCCGACGCCCGCUUGGAGGAGGAAGUCGUUGCUAGAGUAGCCGCAGAGGAAGCUCGCCGAGACCGCAAGGCACGUGAGGCACAGGCGGCAGAGAGUGAACGGCUGCAGCGGGAAGACCGAAUCGCCCGUGCGGCAGCCGAACGGGAGCGGGCCAGGCUCGCGCAGGAGGACGCCGAUGCACGACGCAGGGCGGCGGCAGACCAGAGACUAGUUGAUGAUCUCAGGAGGGAGAGGAUUGCGAGGGAGCAAAUCGAGGAGGACAGGAGAAGGGAGGAGGACGAACUGAGGAGACUGAGAGAUCAAGGCAGAUUUAGAAGGGGCACUAGGUUUGACGAUAUGUGGUGA
Messenger RNA from Diaporthe citri, 1119 nucleotides. RefSeq lists its product as uncharacterized. The record is from RefSeq and is a predicted model, not a curated record. The coding region runs from base 1 to 1119 and encodes 372 amino acids. Lineage: Eukaryota; Fungi; Ascomycota; Sordariomycetes; Diaporthales; Diaporthaceae. The transcript has a single exon.